Messenger RNA from Anguilla anguilla (European eel), 4555 nucleotides. It is a transcript of the gene bnc2, whose product is annotated as basonuclin 2. NCBI's taxonomy places the organism in Eukaryota, Metazoa, Chordata, Actinopteri, Anguilliformes, Anguillidae. The coding region runs from base 878 to 4549 and encodes 1223 amino acids. The record is from RefSeq and is a predicted model, not a curated record. The transcript is spliced from 6 exons. Gene Ontology annotation, cellular component: nucleus. Gene Ontology annotation, biological process: regulation of DNA-templated transcription.
UUUUUACAAGACAUGAGUUGUUCGUCGCGAGAACGCGGCGUAGGCUACAGAGCCGUAUUCGCGUACGCAUCGCGGCGUUCCCCGCAAUGAAAGUAAACGAAGUGGUUCGCAAGUAGGCUACUAAUAAGUGCCUGACGGUUUUCAUGUCUGCAGGGCAGGGUUUAGUUUAGUUGGCUCACUGUCACACACAGAUGUGACUCUUUACCCUACACAACAGCGUGACGACCAAAAUCCAGACUAUAAUUCACUCACGUUGUAGGCUACUCGGAAGGCAGAGCAGAUCGACUGUGGAGUAAAAUAUAAGACGUAUUUCAGCAAAGCGACGGUGAACGCUCCGAACUCCCAGAAAUCGCUCGAAUCGUCUGUUUUCCAGUCUGCUGUGCUUCAGCACAGUAAGCAUUUUAAACGCAAGCGAAGAGAGGGAGCUGACCGCGGGGCGAAAGAUUCCUCUUUCCUCCCCAGGUGUACAAGAACUUGCUGUUUCUGAAAAGGGACACCAAUAACAGCACACUUUUUCUUCUGUCAGCGCAUUCCCUCCACACUUUUGCGUUUCAGGAUUUGGGAAAGGGGACAGCUGUGCUUUCAGAUCCUACCGUGUAUCACAAGGAACGUCUUCAUGCAUGAUACCAACCACUAAGAAUUCCGGAAAAAAAUCCAAGCUAAGGAAGACGUGAUUCGGUGUAGCGUAUUAAAGUAAUAAAACUGCCAUUUCGACUGCGAUUCAGCAGUGCGGUCCGGGACAUCUUCAGACUUUUCAAUCCCCCCUGAGAUUGAAAGGGGGGGAGAAAAAACUUCCCCGCUUGAGGGCGAAAUCAGACUUUUGGGGACGGCAAGUUCGAAAGCCUUAGGACCUGGUGUCUUCCUGCAACAUGCAGACAUGUCAGAAGAGGCAGACGCGGAUGUGAGAGACAGAGACGCGGCCGGAGACAGAGAGCACGAGAGGGCACGAGACAGCGCUCGCAGAGCCACCAGCCGUCUAAACUCCAUGCAGUUCGGCACAAGACCGGCAAGUGCUGAGCCAGGCUUCCUGGGGACAUGGCAACAGAACACUGACAGCAACCUCCUCUUCAGAAUGUCCCAGCAGGCCAUCCGCUGCACUCUAGUGAACUGCACCUGCGAGUGUUUUCAGCCGGGCAAGAUCAACCUGAGGACAUGUGACCACUGCAAGCACGGCUGGGUAGCCCACGCGCUGGACAAGCUGAGCACGCAGCACCUGUACCACCCCACGCAGGUGGAGAUCGUGCAGUCCAACGUGGUGUUCGACAUCAGCAGCCUGAUGCUGUACGGGACGCAGGCGGUGCCCGUCCGCCUCAAGAUCCUGCUGGACCGGCUCUUCAGCGUCCUGAAGCAGGAGGAGGUUCUGCACAUCCUGCACGGCCUGGGCUGGACCCUGCGGGACUACGUCCGGGGAUACAUCCUGCAGGACGCUGCGGGCAAGGUGCUGGACCGCUGGACCAUCAUGUCCCGGGAAGAGGAGAUCAUCACCCUGCAGCAGUUCCUCCGCUUCGGCGAGACCAAGUCCAUCGUGGAGCUGAUGGCCAUCCAGGAGAAGGAGGGUCAGGCGGUCACCGUGCCCUCGUCCAAGGCCGACUCCGACAUCAGGACUUUUAUCGAGAGCAGCAACCGGUCCCGGAGCCCCAGCCUGCUCACGCACCUGGAGAACAGCAGCCCCUCCAGCAUCCACCACUUUGAGAACAUCCCCAACAGCCUGGCCUUCCUGCUGCCCUUCCAGUACAUCAACCCGGUCUCCGCCCCCCUGCUGGGGCUCCCGCCCAACGGGCUGAUGCUGGAGCAGCCGGGGCUCCGCCUCCGCGAGCCCGGCCUGCCCAAUCAGAGCGAGCCGGUGGACAGCAGCGAGUCGGAGGUGUCGCUCUCGCCCUUCCGCAACGGGCAGAGCCCCAGCCGGGGGGGCGGGGCCAACAGCGUGUCCAACGUGGUGGAGCCCAAGUCAGAGCCCGCCAGCGCCUCGCCCAUCUCCCCGACGCCGUCCUCCCAGACGCCCCAGCAGCAGCAGGCUCCGCCCCCGCCGCAGCCGCACCAGCAGCCCCCGUCCGGCGGCCUGGGCGACUCGCACCCCCACCACCCCCACCCGCACCCGCACCACCACCACCCGCACCACCACCUGCUGAAGAGCGAGCAGUCCAAGAGCAUCACCACCAGCUCGUCCUUCUCCUCCAAGAUGCACCGCAUGCGACGCAUGGGCGCCACCUCCCGCAAGGGGCGCGUCUGCUGCAACGCCUGCGGCAAGACCUUCUACGACAAGGGCACGCUGAAGAUCCACUACAACGCCGUGCACCUGAAGAUCAAGCACCGCUGCACCAUCGAGGGCUGCAACAUGGUGUUCAGCUCGCUGCGCAGCCGCAACCGACACAGCGCCAACCCCAACCCCCGGCUGCACAUGCCCAUGCUGCGCAACAACCGCGACAAGGACCUGAUCCGCUCCGGCGGCAGCGGCACGCCCGUCAUCUCCAGCGCCAAGAGCGGCCUGACCCUCACCAGCCCCGGCCGGCCGCCCCUGGGCUUCGCCACCCCGCCCCUGGACCCCAUGCUGCAGUCGUCCCUCCAGAACCCGCUGGUGUUCCCCUCCCUGAAGUCCGUGCAGCCCGUGCAGCCCGUCCCGCCCUUCUACCGCACCCUCCUGUCCCCGGGCGACCUGGUCAGCCCGCCCGUGUCCCUGCCCACCAGCCCCUUACUGCCCCCCUCCGUCAACGCCGCGCCGCUGAUGGAGCACCAGGGCCCCGCCCCCGGCUCCCACAACCCCCUGGUGUCCGAGGCGGGGCCCGUGAGCCACCGGCUGCCCAACCCCGCGGCCCCGGACCCCGUGGCGGACCCCAUGCCCAAGAAGAAGCCCCGCAAGUCCAGCAUGCCGGUGAAGAUCGAGAAGGAGGUGAUCGACGUGGCGGACGGGUACGACGAGAAGGACGAGGAGGACGAGGAGGCGGGGCGGCCUCUGAACGGGUUGCCCGGCAACCAGGGCUGCCACCCGCAGUACCCGCAGCUGCACCGCACCAACAGCAACAACAACAACAACAACACCACCCACGGCAAUGGCAGCGGGGGCAGCUGCCACCAGUCGCCGUCCCAGGACGAGAUGAGCCCCGGCCUGAAGGCCAUGCUGCGGGGGGAGCGGGAGGGCUCCGCAGGGGAGCUGCGCUGCAUGGACAGCUUCACCUCCGAGGACCAGGACCACGAGCGCGACUUCGACAACGAGUCCGAGACCUCCGAGUCCAAGAUGUGCUGCGGGGACGAGAUGAUGGACCACGAGGACCACCGGCACCUGGGCGGGCUGGACCGCGACCUGGACCGCGACCGCGACCGCGACCGGGACCUGGAGGAGGCCCAGCUGAGGAAGGAGAUGGAGGAGAAGAACCACUCCCUGCCCUCCCCGCACCAGCCCGUCAUCAAGAUCAAGGAGGAGCUGAGCGACCCCACCUACGACAUGUUCUGCAUGAGCCAGUACGGACUGUACAACGGCGUGGGCGGCAUGGCGGCGGCCGCCGCGGCCGCCAGCAUGGCCGCCCUGCACGAGAGCUUCGUCUCCUCCAUGAGCUACGCCGCAAGCCCCCCGAAGUUCUCCUCGCACUCCUCCGAGGGGGAGCUGUGCUCCAGCCCCGACCCCAAGAUCUGCUACGUCUGCAAGAAGAGCUUCAAGAGCUCCUACAGCGUGAAGCUGCACUACAGGAACGUGCACCUGAAGGAGAUGCACGUGUGCACCGUGGCCGGCUGCAACGCCGCCUUCCCCUCGCGACGCAGCCGAGACAGGCACAGCGCCAACAUCAACCUGCAUCGCAAACUGCUGACCAAAGAGCUGGACGACCUGGUGCUGGACCCGCACCACUCCCCCCUCCCCCGGGACCUGCGUGACGACUUCCUGUCCAAGCUGUACGGCGGCCCCCACCUGGGGCUGGAGGGGGUGAUGGGGGUGGGCGGGUCCGGGCGGCGGGGGCUGGGGCUGGGGCGCGAGGACAUGGGCUCCCCGACGGGCGCUGAGUACCCCCACGCCAACGGGUACUGCCGGCUGCCGCCGGACGAGUACAUGGUGCUGGACCUGAGCGCGGCGUCCAGCGCGCCCUCCAGCGCCCAAUCCAGCGGCAGCGUGCACUCCUCGCCCGAGUCGGACGAGUGCAGCGACGAGGGCAUCCUGCUGGACGACCCCGAGGGCGCCAGCGACGCCGAGGACUGCUCCCAGAGGGCCGAGGGGCUGGGCGCGGACGGGACGGAGGCGGGGGGCGGCGGCGGCCGCGGGGACGGCGGCAGGGACGACGGCGACGGGCGGGGGGGCGAGGGGCCGCCCCACGAGUCCCCCGCCUCGCUCUCGACCCCCGGCGCCGCCGCGGCCAACGGGGGCAUCCUGUGCAACAUCUGCCACAAGCUGUACAGCAACAAGGGGACCCUGCGGGUGCACUACAAAACGGUGCACCUGCGCGAGAUGCACCGCUGCAAGGUGCCCGGCUGCAACAUGCUGUUCUCCUCCGUGCGCAGCCGCAACAGACACAGCCAGAACCCCAACCUGCAUAAAAACGUGCCCUACGCGGCCAUGCUCGACUAACCCCCC